UAGUUUAAGUUGCAAGAGCAGCAGGAGCAAAGGCAUGGAGGAUUGUGAAAUAAUUGGAAUGAUAUUCGAAAUCAUUGGGGAUAUGCUGUUUGGCAGUGAUACCUCAUCAGAUGAUGAUUACGAUGAGUCGAGCACCUAGAUUAUUAUUAUUUUAAUAAUCCGCGAACCUAAUAGAAGUUAUCAAAUGGAUUAAUCCAAAUAAACCAUACAAAGUAUAAUUAACCUUUGAAAUAAUGCUAUAAAUACAAAACGAAAAUUGUGAAACUACCAAAGUACAACCAACAAUAUGGACUGUUGUGAGCUGCCGGAAAUAUUUUUGAGCUUCCUCAACGACCUUUUCUUCUCAGACAUAACUGAUGCGGAGUACUUGGGCGAUUAUUACGACAACUACAAUUGAAAUAGACCAGCGAUCGUGAGCAAAU
This is a messenger RNA of Drosophila melanogaster (fruit fly), 422 nucleotides long. RefSeq lists its product as uncharacterized. The coding region runs from base 35 to 139 and encodes 34 amino acids. The transcript is spliced from 3 exons. NCBI's taxonomy places the organism in Eukaryota, Metazoa, Arthropoda, Insecta, Diptera, Drosophilidae. The record is from RefSeq and is marked reviewed.